UUUGUCAUCAACUUCCCAGGAAUCAAAAAGCAGCAGCCAGCCAGUCAGCUCGUCUUCACCCCAAAAAAAACUGAAAAAAAUCCAUUAUCUGAACUUUCCAAUUUUUUUCUUUCACAAUAUUUUAACACUUCUCCAAUACGGAAUAACAUACAAAAACUUAAAAAAUCUACCUUAAUCAUGGCAAAAAUGGCAUUUCAACAUCAGGCCGGUACGGCAAUGGAAUGCUUAAGUAUUCCAAUUACAUUGCAUAAGGAAGUCGACUAUGAUCAAGAAGGCCGAGAAAUACUCAAAUGUGGCUUUAAAAUUGGUGGUGGCAUCGAUCAAGAUUAUAAGAAAAGUCCACAAGGCUAUACAGAUUAUGGCAUCUAUGUAACUGAAGUACACGAAGGCAGUCCAGCGGCACGCGCAGGCCUUCGAAUUCAUGAUAAGAUUCUUCAGUGCAAUGGCUAUGACUUUACCAUGGUCACCCACAAAAAGGCUGUUAGUUAUAUUCGCAAGAACCCAGUCCUAAAUAUGCUUGUUGCUCGCAAAGGCGUCACAUCGACGUAAUCACUUUAAACCCUACUUGAAAACAUUCCACUCUUUCGAAAAGACAAGACGAGAAGAAGAAGAAGAAUUACGAUGCUUCGCAUAUCCUCCCAUUCGCAAGUAAUUAAAAAUCAACAAAAUUACUAAACGUAUCUUUAACUAAUAUUUCUCACGCUUUGGCAUAAACUACCUACAAACUUCUUCGUAGACAAAAAUUCGUUUUAUCACAUUUACACAAAAAGGUUGUUACUUAUUUUUCAUUUCCUUGUAUCAAACUCAUUAUGUCUUCUUUUAUUUUGUAUUCCUUAAACUUAAUUUUUACUAACCCAUUUUUUUAUAUAAAUUUUAAUUAAAUAAAAAAACUGCCAAAUUCUCAUAUAACAUAUAACAAUCAAAUUAUGUUUAAGAACAAAAAAUAAUAAAAUAAAAAUAAAAAACAAAAAAAUAUAAUUAUUUUAAGCGUAAACAAAAAAAAAAAAAUAAA
Molecule: messenger RNA, 1012 nt
Organism: Episyrphus balteatus (marmalade hoverfly)
Lineage: Eukaryota; Metazoa; Arthropoda; Insecta; Diptera; Syrphidae
Product: tax1-binding protein 3 homolog
Exons: 3
Coding region: 178-549 (123 amino acids)
Biological process (GO): neurotransmitter receptor transport, endosome to postsynaptic membrane; neurotransmitter receptor transport postsynaptic membrane to endosome
Cellular component (GO): postsynaptic density; postsynaptic membrane; adherens junction
Molecular function (GO): protein binding
Source: RefSeq, a predicted model, not a curated record